CAGCAUCAGUAACUUGUCGUGGGAUGAGAAGUGAAACAGCUGAAUGACUCGAGCACCGUGGGAAACCGCUGUCCUCCGUCACAGCAGAAUGAAAAUGAAUAUCAUCAUCAUCUGCAGCAUCAGAGAGCAACUUUCAUUAUAUUCCAGUCGUCCCAGUGUGAUCUGGUGAUAGUGACCCGGGGGGGGAGAUGAUGCCUCUUCCUGCUCUGGCUGCAGUCUGUCUUCUUUUUGCUGUAAUACAACCUUAAUUAAUCGAGCCUGGUAUCAAACUGAGGAGCAUGUAGACGGUGUUGUUUUUUUUCCUCUAACGUGACGCUGUGCGAUCAGUGUGAACUUCAGACUGAUGAGUUAAAGCUGAGAAGUUGUUAUGGCCAGUUUAAGUCUAAAAAAUACAAAUUAAAGUAAAUUAUACAUAUAUUUCUAUGUCUGUAUCUACUGUAUAUAAUCAGAAGAAUCAGUGAUUUUCUGUCCGCGUGUUGAAUAAAAACUACAUCAAUCUUUGAAGCAACUGAAGAUGUUUUACCUCCUGAAUGUAGAGUAGUAGAAGUAUAAAGUAGCAGAAAAUGGAAAUACUCAUGUAAAGUACCUCAAAACUGUACUUGAGUAAAUGAAGAUCUGGGUUUUGAUUUGAUUAUCCAACCUGUAAAUAUUCUGUAAUACGUUCAUAAAGGUGCAAAAAGCAGCACUUGAGCAGUUUGCCAGAGGCCCUGAUGAAAGUUAAUACAGCAGUUUGUUGUAACGUGUCGAGCAGCCGGAGGAGGAGGAAGAGGAGGAGGAGGAGGAGGAGGAGCCUGCAGAUGGAGGGAACAGCCUCUCAGAGGUGAGAUAGAGCGAUAGGACGGCUCUUCCUGAGUCGAGCUGCUCGUUCUCUGCUCCGGCUCUUCACUCCCACACGAUGGACUGAAGCUCUGGACUCUUCAGGGAACAUUCGAGCCACGAUGGAGUUGAGUGAUCAGGACAGCAGCAGCGCCUCGGCCUCCGUCACAGAGGAGGAGCUGGAGGGAGACAUGGACGAAGAGGUGGAGGGUGAGGAGGAAGAAGAAGAAGACAGUAAUGACAAACACAGGAGCAGCCCGGCCCCGAGUCUGUCCAGCUUCUCCUCGUCUCUACGCGCCGUCAUACGCAUCAAACAGAAGUACCAGGCCAUGAAGAAGAGGCGUCAGGAGCUGGCCCUGUCCAUGGGAGGAGCCGGGGGCCUCACAGGAGCACCGUCACGGACCAGCCCCAAAAUCUUCACCUUCGACCCCUCGGCCUUCCCCGCCCUGACGUCCUCCGUCGCUCAGAAGAAGAAGAAGAGGAGGAGGAGGAGGGUGUUGUUUCCUAACAGCGGAGGGCCGAGAGCCCCACCAAAGCAGGAGCAGAGUCGAGCCAAGUACUGCCUCUACCUGCUGUUCGCCAUCGUCUUUAUCCAGGUGUACAACGCCAUAGAGAACCUAGAUGACCACGUCCUCAGGUACGACCUGGAGGGGCUGGAGAAGACGCUGAGGAGGGAGGUAUUUGGGCAGCAGGGGGCAGUGGAGGGUCUGCUGUCCCACCUGAAGGACUACCUGUCCACCUACGUCCACAACAAGCCCCUGGUGGUGUCCCUGCACGGCCCCAGCGGUGUCGGCAAGAGCCACCUGGGACGCCUCCUGGCCGGACACUUCCGCUCCGUGGUUGGGGAGACGCUGGUGCUGCAGUACUACGUCCUCCACCACUGUCCUCAGGAGGCCGACGCCCUGCAGUGCGCCCGCAACCUCUCCACUAUCAUCUCAGAGAUGGUGGAACGAGCUGAGGAGGAGGAGAAGAUCCCGCUCUUCAUCUUCGACGAGGCCGAGCACAUGCACAGCGAGAUCCUGGAUGCGCUGUGGCAGCUCGUGGCCUCCAAACAGUCCAACGAAUACCUGAACGCCAUCUACCUGUUCCUGAGCAAUCUGGGUCAUGCACACAUCACCAAACACAUGCUGCACAACUCCUCCAGUAUUUCUAUGGCGAUGUCAGCUUCUGGUCGUCAUAGUAACCUGGUUAAAGAGCUGACUCCGAUAUUACGCAACAUUCUGGAGAAGCUCCACCUCCUGUGGACAGAGGCGGACAUCUUACCUCUGGGCCUCUUGGAGAAAAGUCACGUGAUGGAGUGCUUCCUGGAUGAAAUGACUCGAGAGGGCUUCUACCCGGAUCAUUCCAACAUAGAGCGCCUCGCAGGGGAGAUCCAAUAUUACCCCGCGGUAGGGGGCCAUGAAUAUUCCCAGACAGGCUGCAAGCAGGUGGUGGCUAAAGUGAAUCUGCUAUGAAAUCCUCUGCAGGAAAUGUUUGGAUGUUUCGCAUUCAGUAAACCAUGAAGAAACAGUGCGCCAGACGUGGGUGAGACCGUAUGUUUAUGAAACUUGAAUGGCACAACUCAGAGCCAAAGCUUUCAAGAGCAGGUUCCGACAGAUCGUAAAAAAAAAAGAGAGAAGUGAGUUCAGAGAAAAAGGACAGUGAAGACGUUCAGCUCUGUUGGGGGUAACGGUGUUAAUCCUGUGAAGAGGUUUGAAAACACCCAGUCCACAAACAUUCCUGAGAGGGUCGGGUCAGUUUAUGAAAAACCUCUCUAGUGGAAUCCAGCCAUCCAGAUAGUUUGGGGUUUUAUUUGACUAGAUUUUGAGAUUUCUGCUGCUGUUAACAGUUUUUUACAGGGUCUACUUGUUCGAUAGAAAAUACUUCAGCUCAAACGCUGACAGUAAGAUCUGUUCAGUAUCAAGUAAUGAAGGUUUUGUUUCUGAGAAGACACGCUGCUGUUGAUUUUUAGCAAUGUUAGUAACAGAGUGCUCAGGAAGCAGUGCUGUUUAGUUGACCACUUCUGUCUGAAAUAUAUCAAAAAAAAAAAAAGGAAAGCCGGCACAGACAUUCAUUGUCCCCAGAGGAUGAAUCCUGAGGCUUUUGGUGAUCACCUGGCUGGUCCUCUAGCGCCACCAUGAGGUCAACAUUUCUGGUUCUGAGCAAAAGAUCUCCACAACAUGAGGAUGGCUUAUCAUGAAUUUUGUACAAAUAAUCAGUUUCUUUAGAGGAUCAAUCUUCAUGAUUGUAUUGGUUAAUUUAUGUCUAAUAUAUGCUAAACAAUCCAGCUAACAUCUGUUAUCCAUUGACUUUCCUCUAGCUCCUCAAACAAGUUAACAUUUGUAUUUCUGGGAGAAUAAUAGCAACAACUACAGGAUGGAUUUUGAUAACAAAAAGUUAAAUCAUUCAUUGUCCUCUCAAGAUUAAAAUGCAAAAGCUUUAGAGACACUAGAUUCCGUUUCAUCUAGCGCCAUCACCACGUUCACUUUUUGCAAUACUCAGCCUCGAAUGUACUUUGUGGUUUAUGCUAAUCAGCAAAUGUGAGCAAGUUUACAUGUAAAACAAUGUUGAACAUGUCUGACAUGCAAAAAAAUCUGCAUGCUAGCAGUGUCAUAUUGAGCAUGUUUGCAUGCUAGCAUUAGCCCACAAACACUUAGAUGACUCCUGUCUUGAUUCAGUAUAAUUCUUUGAUUUUGUGAUCACCAAAAAUGAAAUUUCAUUUCACAUUAACUGUAUUUACGUAGUUGCAGAAAUCUCCAAGUUCAAUUUUAAAAAAUCUGGACAGAUAAAAAUAAAACUAUCUAAAUGGCUAAACACCACUAUAGGUAUAUUUUAGAUGCAUUUUUAUGAAUUGGGAGAACUGACCCUUUAACCCUUCUAACUCCUCUUUUAGUUUACAACUACUAUAUCAGGCAGCUCAAUCAGAUGUAGUAGAAGUGAGACCAAUUUUGAUUCAUUUAAAAAAAGGGAAGUUCAGAUAUUUAUAGCCUCAUGAAUGUGCAGAUUUGGGGAUAUUUUGUCAGAAAUGUGAAUUGCAGCAUGUCUUUAAAUAAUGCUUGUGCAAGUCAGCAGAUUCUGUAGAUUUCCACAGAAUCUUCGAUGUGUAGCUUGUGGAUUUACUUCGAUAAUAAAUGGGAUUAAAAACUGCAAUAAUAUCAAUAGCUGCUUUUGUUCAUAGGCUAGCAGCUAAUGACAUUUAGCCUCAAGCUAAGUCUGCUAGUAGCAGGGUGGAUCCUGCCUGCAUACCUGGCCUCACCUCUCAUUGUUUGAGGACAUGUGGUCCCUAACAAGCUUAUUUAUUAGAGAAAAAUAUUUUUGCAUGAUCACAUCCAACAAACAAAAAUAAAAUCAACACAGACUUGCAUUAGCAUUACGAUCUGAUUGUUACUGAUCUGAUGGGAUUGAAUGGGUCUUGAAUAUGUUAAUGUCCUGUAAUCAGUUUAUAUUAUUAAUAUAAACUUUAAUGUAAGGAGCGCCUUGAAAUUAAAGACACUGUGUAAACACGA
Molecule: messenger RNA, 4301 nt
Organism: Acanthopagrus latus (yellowfin seabream)
Lineage: Eukaryota; Metazoa; Chordata; Actinopteri; Spariformes; Sparidae
Gene: tor4aa
Product: torsin family 4, member Aa
Exons: 4
Coding region: 939-2270 (443 amino acids)
Cellular component (GO): endoplasmic reticulum lumen; nuclear envelope
Molecular function (GO): ATP binding; ATP hydrolysis activity
Source: RefSeq, a predicted model, not a curated record